This is a messenger RNA of Hydractinia symbiolongicarpus, 2271 nucleotides long. RefSeq lists its product as uncharacterized. Lineage: Eukaryota; Metazoa; Cnidaria; Hydrozoa; Anthoathecata; Hydractiniidae. Bases 27 to 629 code for a protein of 200 amino acids. The transcript is spliced from 2 exons. The record is from RefSeq and is a predicted model, not a curated record.
AGCUAGUGUUUUUUAAAGUGGUUUUAAUGUAUUCAGAUAUUUCAGAUAGCGACAGCGACCUAGAUUGGUUGUUUACGGACGAUUCUUUGUCCGAUGAUGAAAAUGAAGAUUACAUCAACGAAAUUUUACAAUGCGCUUCAAAAAAACGAGGCAGACCAGCGCUACACGAGCAACAUCCGGGCUUGGUUCCAUGUAUCGCAUCCUACAUAAGUCAGAACUCGGCCGAGGCCCAUUUGAGGCGCAGAGACAGUAUUAUGUACACAAAUGGUGUAAGCUUAAAAGAUAUUGUCUCUCACAUAAAAAGUACGCUCGGGUUAAAUGUGAGUAAGAGCGCAGUGCAUUACCUCAUGAGACCGAGGAGAAAAAAAACCACUUCGAGCAAGCGUCACAAAUCGUUGGUUGAUGCACGUGUUCCGCCCAAGCGCAACACGGGAGAAAAAAAGAUCCAUGAAGAUUUUCAUUUUUCUUGCUCCCAAGUUAACUUGGUUAAUGAGUUAGCGCAGUUAUGCAAUGAAAACACAAUCUCCUUGUCAGUUGACAACAAAAACAAGGUGGAUGUUGGUAUUCCCGCCACGAGUAGACGUGCGCAAAUCCGACGUUAUCACAUCGAAAAUGAGGCUCCCAUUUAAAAUCAAACUGAUAAAAAAAACGACAACUCACUCGCACGUGUGCUCUGACCCUCUGAAACCAAUGAAUGAAUCACGAUUCGAACACAGAGCAGAAGAUAAAAAUUGUUACAUUUUUCUUCUUGAAAAAUUCGAAAAGGACGGUUUCUCUUAGCUCCCCAACAUAACAUUUAAAUCUAUUAAGUUAAAAAGAGCUAAUAUACUGAAAUGUACGAACCAUUACAGGCAGAAUACACCUAAAUACACCUAAAUACACCUGAGAACAAACAUCUUGACAUAAAUUUUGCUUUUAUCCCUGAUCUGUGUACUGGUUUCGUUUAGUUAAUGAAUACCAUGUUAAGGCUAUUUUCUACCUCAAGAAAAUUUUCGGCGAUUUUUGAUUGGCUAAUUUUAAUGUUUUUCGAUGAUGUGACGUUUGCGGAGGAACGCCAGCCAUUUCGAAUAUAUCUCCCAGUAAAGACGAGCUAUGUUUCGCAUCUAACUAUCUAUAUUUAAUAUCUAUAUAUUCCUUCCUAACAACAUAUUUAAAGAAUCCUAAUCUUAAAGAAUAUUUAUGGCUAAAUUCAGUUUCAGAUAUACUUACCAGUAAAUAUCGAAAAUAACUCAAGAUUCCAUCUGUCACGACCAAUAAUAAUAUUUUUUGUGAGAUUUGUUUCGCUUUUCCACAACAUAGUUCCAGCUUCGAACGACGAAGUUUGCUGUGAUAAAAUGUUGCCAAGUUUGAUAAAUAUACAGACCGUAACAUUCAACAAUCGAACGAGUACAAACAAUGUAGCUUAAGUUAAUCAGUAGCUGUGCCACUGCUAGCCAGGAGACCCAGCGUAAUUUUUCUUACCACCGGGAAAUCGGAGUAGUUAAGGUGGGAAAAUUACGCUGGGUCUCAAACGAUUUUUCUGCGGCCAAAAUCUGGCCGCGCUUUUUGAUUGGCUAAUUCUAUUGUUCUCUGCUCACGUGAUUAUUAUCGGGGAAAGCCCUUUUCAUCCCGAAUAUUCCAGCGAGUGGUUUCACUCACCCUAACAAACAUUAGUAUUCUACAAAGUUUUUACCAAAGUAAGAUUUGACCAAGCUUGGUAAACAACUCACAGAUAAAUUAAAAUGUCCUCCGAAGCGAUUAGUCACAUUGUUCGAUUUAAACUCGGGGUUUCCGCUGAGUCAUUCGUUCGCGUCUAAGCUUUAGUUUGAGAGAAACUCAUUUUAUCAACUGAAGAAGAAAGCUUAGUUAACUAGGCUAUGCCACUGCCGUUCCGCUAGAACAAUGGAAUAAUUUCUUUUUCACGGAACAAAAUCACGCUGGGUCUCCUGGCCAAGAUUUUUAAAGUUUCGUGUUAAACUCACGGAAGUGUUCGAAAAUAUUUUUCAACUUUUGAGACGAAUUUAUUAUAGCAGAGACGAAUUGAGACGAUUUGAGACGAAUUAAGAAAAUUCAUAGACGAAAUGAGACGAUUCGGAGACGAAUUUGUUUUUAAAAUAUGAUAUUCGGAGACGAAUUUGUGACUAUCAGGAGACGAUAUGAGACGAAUUAAGACGGUUAAGACACUACAAUGUUAUCACAAAAAAUCGUCUCGUAUGAAAGAGUUAAGACGAACAAAACAAAUUUACAAGACGAUUUAAAAUGAGCCGAAUUUAGACGAAAUUUGUGGACGAU